Messenger RNA from Meyerozyma guilliermondii ATCC 6260, 2784 nucleotides. RefSeq lists its product as uncharacterized. The record is from RefSeq and is a predicted model, not a curated record. Bases 1 to 2784 code for a protein of 927 amino acids. NCBI's taxonomy places the organism in Eukaryota, Fungi, Ascomycota, Pichiomycetes, Serinales, Debaryomycetaceae. The transcript has a single exon. Gene Ontology annotation, molecular function: hydrolase activity, acting on carbon-nitrogen (but not peptide) bonds.
AUGUUUGCAGCGUCUGAUUUGAAAGACAGAAAAAAUGAACUAUUCAAGUUUGCACUUUUGUGGGCAUUCUUGUUGUCCUUGUUUGUCUUCAUCACGAACAUUCAGCGUAAUACCAAAAUUGAAGUGAAUUCAACUCGUCAGAGAUUUUUGCUGGAAGGUUUGGAAUACUGUAAGACGAAAGAUCAGAUCCCAAAAAUGUUAAACACAAACGAAAGAAAAACCAAUCCUCGAUAUGAACUAUUCGCAAAUGGGCAUUCUGAUGGCUUUCCUUCUUAUACAAUUAUCAAGAAUGGGUUGAUAAUCGACGGAGAUGGUUCUACUAGUGAGCACAAGAUGGAUAUAUUUAUCAGGCAAGGACUUGUACAUUCUGUGAUGAGGUCAGGUUCAGCUUCUAGUACCCAACUUGAGGAUUAUUUGAAUUCAAAAAAUGCAAUCACCUCCAGAAUUGAUGCCAACAAUCAUUAUAUUACUCCUGGACUUGUUGAGAUGCAUUCUCAUAUUGGAAUUUGCAGCCAGCCUGAAUUGAAAGGUAAUAAUGACAUGUUUGAAACCAUGAGUCCUGUAACUCCUUUCACAAGAACAAUUGAUGCUUUCAACAUUGGUGAUCCUGCUAUACAAUUGGCUUCGGAUAGUGGAGUAACUGCUGCACUAAUUCUCCCAAGUGCCAAUUUGAUUUCCGGGGAAGGGUAUGUUUUCAAGAUGAUGGUUCCUCCCUCUAAUUCUGUUGAAGAAAUGCUAGUCCAAUAUGAAGAUACGGGCUUGAAACAGCGCUGGAUGAAAAUGGCUUGUGGGGAAAAUCCUAAAAGACGUUACAAGACUCGUCCAGAAGCACCCAAGAGCAGAAUGGGUCUUGGACAUCUCUUCCGUCACACCAUGGAUAGAGCUAAAGUUUUAAAGAAUGCCCAGGAUGCGUGGUGUGAUUCGGUACUUCAAGACAAAGAAAUGCCUACUACUGCGUUCCCAUUAGACGAUGAAUUGAACAUGUUGGUUGACCUCAUGAGAGGUAAGGUUUUGUCAAAUGCCCAUUGCUACGAAACUUACGAUAUUGAAACUUUGUUGCGCCAUGCAAAAGAAUAUCAAAUUGAGAUCAAUGCCUUGCACCACUCUUUAGAUGCAUACUUGAUUCCGAAAAUAAUCAAAGACCAGCCUUAUAAUAUAACUUUGGCUACUUUUGCUUCACAGUGGGGAUUCAAAAAAGAAGCAUUUCAAGCAAGUGUCUUUGCACCAAAGAUCUUAGAGAAGAACAAUUUGAGUGUGGUAUUAACUACAGACCAUCCUGCUCUACCUCAACAAUCGUUACUUUCUCAGGCUCAAGUUGCUCACCAUUAUGGUUUGUCCGCUGAGAAGGCCAUAGCUAGUAUCACUGGGGAAGCUGCAAAAGGUUUGAAAUUAGAUGACAGAUUUGGUUAUUUGAGAAAAGGAUAUGAUGCCGAUGUUGUUAUAUGGAGUGAUCAUCCUCUUCAAAUGGGAGCUAAACCUUUAAAAGUUUUCAUUGAUGGAGUGCCGGCUGUCGAUUUGCCUAUAGUUGCAAAAUCAGAAUUGGCACUUGCUCCUAAAUCUAUUCCAGAAUUUACCGAUGAAGAAAUUUAUAAAAGAGAGCUUGAAAACCUGUCGACUGUGCUUUUUACUGGUGUUACUGCGUCGUAUGAUACUUCCAUUGGGAAAUUACCCAACUCAGAGCCAUGGGAACUUUUUAUUGCAAAUGGUACUAUCGUAUGUUUUCAGCUGGAUUGUUCGGAACUUUAUUCAACAAAUCAAAAAAUUCCUAAAAUACAUCUUGAAGAUGGCCAUAUUUCACCAAUGCUUACAACGCUUACUCCAAGUCAUGGUCUUAACGAAAUGAAUUUGGAAUCUUCAACAGGAGAUGGCAUUCUCAUGGAAGCGAUGGACGAUGGGCAACUAGGUGAUUUCAGAAUUCCAGAUAACAUUCCUAUUGCUAAUGAUGGACUUCAAUUUGGAAGUGUUCAUUUGAUAAGAGCUUUUGCGACAGGUAUCGGGAACAUUAUAACUCCACCUGCUAGAGGUGAAGGAAAAAUGUUUAUGGCCGGAGUCAGCACUGCUUUCAAGUCGAAUUCUGAUGAUUUUUCUUCCGUUUUAAAGGGAGAAGUUGCUCUACACAUUACCAUUGGUGAUAUGGGAAAGCAAGUAUUUGUGCCUACUAUUUCUUCUCAGAUAUCAACUUUGAGAACAGUAUUGAUCAAGAAUCGCAACGAAGACAAUUUCUACGGUAGAGCUGCAAGAAAUGAGCUCCCAUUGGCUAUCCAUACAAAUAACAAAGAUGUCAUGCUACAUCUACUUCGGUUGAAACAAGAGCUCGGUAUUUAUAUCAUCAUAGUUGGAGGUAUUGAGUCACAUUUGUUGGCUACUGAAUUGGCUGCAAAUAAUGUUCCAGUUGUUGUAUCUCCAUGGCAAUGUCAAAGAAAAUAUUGGGAUGAAAGAAGAUGUCUUACUGGUUUAGCGGGUCAAGGAAGUCUUCUCUCAUCGCUUGUGAAAGCUGGGGUAAAAACGGGACUUAGUUCCGAUGACGAUACAAAAGUUCGUUUGCUUUUACAUGAUUCUGGUCUUGCGGCAUCUUUGGCUGGAAUUUCAAAAAACGAAAUUAUCAAGAUGAUUUCCACUAAUAUGGAAGAAAUCUUCAAUCUUACAGUCUCGAAAUCUCCCUCAUUAAUCAUAUCUGAGGGCUUUCCAUUAGCGUAUGGAUCUCGAAUUGCUGCUUUGAUUGACGGAGGAACUCUAUUUAAAGUGUAUCCUGAUUUGGAACCAGCGAUUGAUCUCUACAGUUGA